AUUAUCGUCAUGUCAGCAAUGGUGCUCGAAGCAACCGAGAUCCACACUCACACUCACAGUCCCAGCCAGCCCAGCUCCCUUAUACUCACCUCCGAAAACCAUGAAUUCCGGCGCGCCCGGGCUGCCCAGCAUUUUUCGCGUUGACAGUGAUGUCACACACGCAGAGGACGAAGGGGGUGAUGCUGCGCAUCUACGGCAGGCGGUAAUCGAAGGGGAUGAGGGCCUUGUGCGGGAGCUACUGGACCAUGGCGCCGACAUCGAGGCUGCCGACAUUGUGGGGCGCAGGGCGCUUCACCAAGCCGUCUUCCGCAGCGGUAUAAAACGCAACAGCAUAACGCUGGCCAAGCUGCUCCUGGACUGCGGCGCCAAUGUCGAGGCCACCACGUACGAUGGCGAAAAGCCGCUGUGGAUCGCCGCCAAGCACGGCACCGUGGCCAUGGCCAAGAUGUUGCUGGAGCGCGGCGCCGAUGUGGAAUCCUUCAACCCAAAGUCGGGGACCACAGCCCUGUUUGAGGCCGUUAACCGAGGACACGUCGGUUUGAUCGAGCUGCUUCUCGAGUCCGGGGCCGAUAUCGACGCACGACCGCUGGCAUCACACGAUGCAAGCCGCCGACAAGAUGUUGGGGGCCGUAUGAGCCCUGAAAGUCCAGACCUUGUAUUAACCGGGGCUCCAAGAUACUCGCGCCACCACCGCCACUACGGGGGCAAAGAGCUUCGGCCAGGGGCUGGACAUGGUCAUGGCGACGGUUCCAAAGCUAAGACCAAGUACUCGCUACUGGACUAUCUGGCCGGGAAGUCCGCCUCCAAGAAGGAUGAUGUUACAGAGGAACUUGAAGUGCGUCCAGCCAAACGGAAGCGAAGAACGGGGUCAGUGUAUCGAAGGGCGACUACUAGUCAUGGCGGCCAUGAGCAUGCAUACCCGACUCCGGCUCCUGAUCUCCCACCCGAGCGAUUCACCGACUCGGGACCAGGUGCCGCUCUUCCACGACGGGGUGAUGUACCCACUGCCCAGCCACACGCCGGCCGAGAACUUCCCCUACACCAAGCCGUUGCGAACGGACAUGCUGAAGUAGUGAAAUUGCUCCUCCAGCACGGCGCUGACCCGGGCAUACGGGACAAGAACGGACGGACCGCGAAGCAGGUCGCGGAGCAACAAGACCUAGAAGAGCUGGCCACACUGUUCCGCACCGGCCCUGUGUUGGAAGGCCCGGCGAUCACAAGCGACAAAGGCAAACAGCGAGAAGUGCCGCUGGUGAUUCCAGCACCCCAUCCUACACCUCGAAACAACCCCGCUAAAAUGGCCGCUUGCCAGGCCUUCGAAGCGACCAUCAUAGAGUUCUACACCGAGGAGCGGGAGCAGAGAUAUCAACAGUCGGCUACUAUAUACGACCUACUAUACGGAAAAGGCCCCGAUGAAAUUCUCUCAGAGAGACGGCCCGAGAGCCUACAACCAAGACAAGCCGACUUUACAUGGUAUCAUCUCCCUGCGAACAAUGUGGGUGUUGUGACCUGUACCAACAAAACUUGGAGCAUGUGCUAACUCUAGCUCCGUAGAUGGAAUGGGUCGAGGGGCUCAUGGCGAAGCUGUCCAAGUCCCAUGACGCAGCAACCACAGUACACGUAAAACUAAAGGAGGAACUAGGCACGUUCCGGCAAAAGGAGAAGACUGCUCAAACACCAAGGCCCUCAUCGAU
Chaetomium strumarium is the source of this 1694-nucleotide messenger RNA. RefSeq names its product ankyrin repeat-containing domain protein. NCBI's taxonomy places the organism in Eukaryota, Fungi, Ascomycota, Sordariomycetes, Sordariales, Chaetomiaceae. Bases 101 to 1540 code for a protein of 479 amino acids. The record is from RefSeq and is a predicted model, not a curated record. The transcript is spliced from 2 exons. Gene Ontology annotation, molecular function: protein binding.